AGCGAGACAGAGCAGAGAGUUUGUGUGUGCAUGUGUGUGUGUGUGAGAGAGAGAGAGAGAGAGUGAGUGAGUGAGUGAGGAAACGAGGGGAGAGAGCGAGGGCGGCAGAGAAGAGAGCGCCGUGGGACGUCAGUGUGCGCGUGGGCGAAAGGACGUCAGUGUCGCUGCUGCUCGGUGCGUGCAUGAGCGCGUUGAGUAUGGGGUUUGUCGAGCAUGUGGUGGAGUGGAUGUGUCUGUGUGUCUCUCUCUGGGCCCGUCCUCCGCCUGGCUCGCCCGAGUUCCGCUCCAGCAACGCCCUCUUAUGCACCGUUGUAUUAUGCGCUUUAGCUCAACCUAAACCCAACCCGACCUAACUUCACCCAAUCUUACCCUGUCCUGCCUUGCCUUACUGACCUCAACACCACCACCACCGCUCCAAACCCACCGCAUUCACCCGCAGACACCCACAAGUAUCCGCAAACGGCUAACCCGCGCAGCCGCCAGCUUCAAGCGCUUCUGCUUCUUUGCGCGCGCACGCUUGCAGCACAAAGUCCACGGAAAAACACCCUACCAUCGUCUUCUUCGCCUACACGGAUCUCUGCCGACCUCAAUCCUGUCAGACAAUCAUUCGAGAUCUCCCAAGAUUUAACCGUUUCGAACAGCCCCAACCCCAGAUCUUCUCUGUCCGGCAUACCGUCCCAAGCCUCUUCCAACCCAUAUACGUACGAACGCGUGCCUUUUCCCGCCGAAUUGGGCAUGCUGGAUGAUGCAGUCGACUUUCCGCCGCCGUCGACACUGCCGCUGCACAUUCGCUCCCGCUGCUGCAUAACCACCAACACCACAACCUCAAUCGUCGCCACAGCUACAACCACAGUCGCAGCACCGCUGCGCCCCUCCCUCGCUGCCUGCAGUCGCUAGUACGGGCACGUUCGUUCCGUGCCGCUGCUCGAAAUGAACUCGGCUGGCGCUCCACACAUUCAACAAGCGGGCCCUUUCGGAUACUCCUUCUUCCAGCAUGACUCGUCUUCGAUACCUGACGCCGACCCCACCGCCACCACAACCACCGCUGCGUCUGCCUCUACCUGCUCCUCGUCUGUCGCUGCUGCUACCACCUCGACCGCCGCUCCGCCUACGCCGGGUCCCUCCCUGCUCAAUCACCAGGAAGAGGACUACAUCAAUACCUUCUUCAUGGCCCACGCCGGUCAGGAGAUGACGAGCAAUUCCUUUGACAUCGCCAUUCAGCAGGCUUCCGACCAGCUCCAAGGUACCGCCAUGACCCAAUUCGGCUGGCUCAUGACCGAGCAACCGCCAAACUUCAUCACUGCCUCUGCUACUCCAAAGCAAACCUCCCACCACCUCGGGCCGUAUCAGCAUAUGGCCCACCACGCGAGUCUCGACUUUGGAAACGGGCACCAUCAGCACCACCAGCACCCCCUCCACACACAGCACUUCAUGGACAGCAACGACAUGCUCAGUGGGGGCGCCGCUGUCGCGAACGACUCCAACAAUAACGCCAACAUCCACCAGAGCAUGCUCGCACAGGGCUCGAUGCUGCAACAGCAUGGCGGCAUGGGCGGUCCCGCGCACAUGCAGCCUCCACAGCAGACGCCCUCGCUCGUGUCCGGUCCCAGCACCGAGGCCAGCGACAUGAUGCACCCCACCGACGCCCUGCAGGGUCUGCCCGUGUCCUCCGCCUCGCUCAUGGCCGGCGGUGCAGUCAUCCCGCCCACAACUAUCCUCCCCCACGAGCUGCGCGACAUCCUCAGCGCAAAUCCGCUGACAGCGCACGCGCUCGGCAACACGCUAUCGGGCCUCGCGCCUCUGGACACCGUCCUGCACGACGUGCACUACGACGGUCCGCACACGGCCCCCGCGCGGCUCGACGAGGCUGCUGACGCGCGCCUGUUCCGCUUCGGGUCCGACUCGCAUUUUGGCCUUGACGGCUUCAAGCCUUCGUCCAACUCGGAGCGUCACGAAUUCAUCGCCCAGCGACUCACCGAGGAGCUUCACAUGCUCAAGCCCAUAAACCGCAGCAACAACCCUACUCGCGCUUCCUCGCCCGUCGGCGGUGGCCCUGCCGUCGGUCAUGCGCGAAAGCGCUCCUCGGCACACCUCGACGGACCCGGCGGCAUGAGGACAGAUGACGAUACUGGUCACCCCGGCAGGCCCAAGAAGCGGCGGAAGGACUCGGCUGACGACGAUGUCGGUGGUGACUGCGACGGUGAUGACGAUCAGGCCGGCGGUGGCGCGGCCCCUGGGAGACGGAAACUGCCCAUGUCAGGCAACCUGCGCAUGCGCCGCGUCUCCUCUGCAGCCUCUGCCGCCGACGAUCCCAACGGCUCUGGUCACGUGUCUGCCAGCCCCUCCAAGCGGCGGCGGUCCUCAGGGCCAGGGGCAGGCGGCAAACCGCCACGCGAGAACCUGACGGAAGAGCAGAAACGCAACAAUCACAUUCACUCGGAGCAGAAGCGGCGCAACCUGAUCAAACGCGGCUUUGACGAGCUUCGCCGGCUCGUCCCGGAGCUGCGCGCUGGUGGCCUCAGCAAGAGCAUGGAACUUGUCGAGGUCAGCAACUUCCUCGAGCAGCUUGUCGGCGCGAACAAGGAGCUCCGACGCCGCAUGGGCAUCGUCAAGCCGGGUUGACAACCUCGCUACCCGGGCGUCCUGCAGAACGCGACGGCGACUGGACGUGUGUCAUGUGUACAUCCCGUGUUUGCCGUCAUCAUUGUUGUUGUCAUCCUCGCCUUCGUCGCGUCCUGCUCCUAUUGCCACUGCUGCUGCUGCUACCACUACUUCUGCAGCCGCUUCUCGUCAACAUUAUUAUCAUUGGUCAUCAACAAUCACAUUCCAUGUUCUUUUACGCUCCCCAUGGCAGAAACGGUUCUUCUUUUUUUUUGGACGGGGAUUCACGAACGACCAUCUACGAAUCAUGGAUCAUGGCAUACUCAGCUCGAAGGUUCUAUUUUUCUCUCUUCGCUCUUUCUCUCUCUCUCUUUGUGUGUGUGGGUGUGUGCCUCUCUUCUAUUCGGAGGUUUUGGGAAGGCGUCUUGGAUGACUUUUCUUCGCCUACACAUACGACCGGUUUCUCCGUUUACAUCUACUUUUUUUAAUCCAGCCUUCCUGGCGCGAGAGAGUCUUAGCCGCGCAUCGCCAAUAAAAUCCUCCUCUCCAGGCGCACAUGCAUCCGUGGGGACGAAGACGUUUCUGCGUCAACACAUGGGAUUUGCGGACUAAUUCACCCAAUCCCCCGGCCUGCACAUACCGCACUUCCUUGCCUUACAGAGAGUAUGUGCCUGGACCUCGUUUUCCACGGGGACCAGAUGCGGGAUGGGUCUCAAGAGCGCUGGGAGGGCCGCGUAUGAGGACGGGGGAAGGAAUAAAGGAGGCACAGAUAUCCUUUUGCCUUCCACUCUUUCUCCCACCUCAUUACCGCUUAUUCUGUUUUUUUGCUGCCCACCGCUUGUUGGUGAGUUGUGUAGGGAGGCACGAAGAAAGGCAUCGACGAACAGUGAAGGAGAGAUGGAAAAAGCACACACAAAAGAAAAGGAUGAGGAUGAAGAAGAACGGAACGAAAAAAAAAGAGGAGAAAAAAAGGAGGCGGGAAGGGGAAUG
Messenger RNA from Verruconis gallopava, 3591 nucleotides. RefSeq lists its product as uncharacterized. Gene Ontology annotation, biological process: regulation of transcription by RNA polymerase II. The transcript is spliced from 2 exons. The record is from RefSeq and is a predicted model, not a curated record. Lineage: Eukaryota; Fungi; Ascomycota; Dothideomycetes; Venturiales; Sympoventuriaceae. Gene Ontology annotation, molecular function: RNA polymerase II cis-regulatory region sequence-specific DNA binding; protein dimerization activity; DNA-binding transcription factor activity, RNA polymerase II-specific. The coding region runs from base 931 to 2622 and encodes 563 amino acids.